This is a messenger RNA of Sinocyclocheilus grahami, 7622 nucleotides long. RefSeq names its product collagen alpha-5(IV) chain-like. Bases 167 to 6454 code for a protein of 2095 amino acids. Gene Ontology annotation, cellular component: collagen trimer. Lineage: Eukaryota; Metazoa; Chordata; Actinopteri; Cypriniformes; Cyprinidae. Gene Ontology annotation, biological process: extracellular matrix organization. Gene Ontology annotation, molecular function: extracellular matrix structural constituent conferring tensile strength. The transcript is spliced from 60 exons. The record is from RefSeq and is a predicted model, not a curated record.
CGCUGCCAGCACUGGACAGCCUUGACACUUUACAAGAAUUCCCCUAUAACUUUUGGAAAAAACGUGCUGGUUCUGCAGCUAGCUUAACGGAGGAAUAUGAUACGUUCAAUAAGUGUUCAUAGUUGUAACUGUCAAUGUUAAGAGGGCAGAUUCUUUGAAAAUCAGUAUGAACGUAAAGGGUCUCCGCGCGGUGUUACUGGUGUUUGUCACUAUAAGUACAGAGCCCCGCAAAUCGGAGUCUGCGGCGUGUCAUGGUUGUGGGACUGGACCAAAGUGUGACUGCAGUGGGGUGAAAGGACAGAGGGGUGAGCGAGGGAUUCCAGGUUUAAUGGGCCAAUCAGGUGUUCCAGGUUUCCCAGGACCAGAAGGGCCGAUCGGACCUCGUGGAGAGAAGGGUGAUGAUGGAACUACCGGACCGAGUGGGCCUAAAGGAAUAAGAGGACCUCCUGGAUUACCAGGCUUCCCAGGAACAUCAGGAAUCCCAGGUCUCCCAGGACAGGAUGGCCCCCCAGGCCCCAAAGGAGUUCCAGGCUGUAACGGAACCAAAGGUGAACGAGGAUUCACAGGAAGUCCAGGUCUUCCAGGUUUAGUGGGUUCACCAGGUCCACUAGGUUCUAUAGGACAAAAGGGAGAGCCUGGGGAUGUCAUAGAAAUUAAUCGGCCUUCAGAAAAUGGGGAUCCUGGCAUUAAUGGUUUACCAGGCUCCAGGGGUAAUCCUGGACCCCCGGGUUUUCCAGGUCCUGUUGGUCCUUCUGGUCCACAAGGGUACGAGGGGCGUCCAGGCCCUCCUGGUCCACCAGGGCCAAAGGGAAACAUGGGAUUGAACUUCCAAGGACCCAAAGGAGAGAAGGGUGACUGUGGAUUACAAGGACCUCCUGGGCCACCAGGGCAGGUUGGCGAAGUAUCACGCUUACCUGAUACAGUCAUUCAACAAGGAGAAAAGGGUGAUCGCGGCCAACCUGGAAAUCCUGGUUUUCCAGGUCCCCCUGGACCCCCUGGUCCACAAGGGGACCAGAAAGGUGAGAAAGGAGAACCUGGGGAGUCUGGAAAGAGGGGAAAACCUGGCAAAGAUGGUGAACAAGGCCUCCCUGGAUAUCCAGGUGAUAAAGGAGAAUCAGGUCCUCCUGGUCUAUCGGGGCGAGAUGGUGCAAGAGGUGAGAAAGGUGAUCGAGGACCUCCUGGACCUCCAUCAUACAGGAAUGGGCCGUUCCCAGGCAUAGGUGGAAUAGGACCAAAAGGAGACAGUGGCGAGCCAGGAUUCCCUGGCACUAAAGGAGACAGAGGACUGCCAGGUAUUCAGGGGCCACCUGGUCAAUCAGGUCCUGCAGGAAUUGGAGGUCCAGGUUCUUCCGGUCCACCAGGUUUACCUGGAGAGAGAGGAGAAAAAGGUGAUGAGGGACAGCCUGGAAAUUCCCUCCCUGGACCACCUGGGAGUACAGGUCCACCAGGUUCCCAAGGAUUUCCAGGAAUUCCUGGUCCCCCAGGAAUAUUAAAUGGCAACACAGAAUGUAAUCGUGGUCCUCCUGGUCCUCCAGGCCUGCAGGGGGAGCAAGGAUUUACAGGAGGAACAGGACAGAAAGGUCAAAAAGGAGAGACAUGUGUCAAUUGUUUCACUAAUGGAAACCCUGUCCCAGGACCCCCAGGGUUUCCAGGUCCUCCUGGAUAUCCAGGGGCACCUGGUUUGCCUGGAUCUAACGGAGACAGAGGAUUCCCGGGAGGGCCAGGGCUCAUGGGCCCACCUGGAAUACCAGGACCUCAGGGUCUCCCUGGAGUCCCUGGAGAGAAGGGCGACCCAGGCGAUGCACUCUCUGUUCCAGGUGUGAAAGGAGAAAAGGGAGACACAGGCUUUCCUGGCACUUCAGGUCUGCCAGGACUCGACGGAAGACCUGGUCGUGAUGGAGUUCCCGGUCCCCCAGGCCUCAGAGGACCACCUGGUUCGGCAUUAGUGAAAGGCUCACAAGGUUCAUCAGGUGAACCUGGCUUGCCAGGAUCUCCAGGAGACAGGGGUCUGCCGGGUCCCCCAGGAUUUGGUCCUCAGGGACCUCUUGGAGAGAAAGGUAUCCAGGGUGUUUCAGGAAGAUCAGGGGCCCCUGGAGCACCAGGUCAGAAAGGUGAACCUGGGUUGGCAGUGUCAGAUAAAGGUGAACGUGGACCCCCAGGACGUGAUGGAGAUCCAGGUUUGCCAGGAAGUCCAGGUAAUCCAGGCCUACCAGGACAGCCUGGGUUCCCUGGCUUACCUGGACCCAAAGGAGAUCCUGGUCUUCCUGGUAUUGGUAUGCCAGGACCCCCUGGUUCUAAAGGAUUUCCUGGUAUUGCUGGUUCCCCUGGUGGACCUGGUAUUCCUGGACGACCAGGUUUGGACGGACUGCCUGGUCAGCCUGGAUUACCUGGACCCAAAGGAGAGCCUGGUUUUGGUCUACCUGGACCUCUAGGCCCUACAGGAUUACCAGGCAGUAUAGGGGCUCCCGGUUCUAAAGGUGAUCCUGGUUUCCUUGGAAGCCCUGGUGCACCAGGUCGUUCAGGUCUUGACGGUGCUUCUGGAUCUAAAGGUGAUCCUGGUUUUCCUGGUGGUCCUGGUUCUCGUGGCCCCCCAGGGCCCCCUGCCUUUGGCCUUCAGGGCCCCCCUGGUCCUCCUGGAGCUCCUGGCUUUAUGGGGUCUACUGGAGUUCCUGGUGCGAAUGGAGAGAAAGGAGACCGUGGCCCCCCAGGUUCGAGUUUUCCAGGGUUGCAAGGUGACAGAGGAAGCCCUGGGCUUCCUGGGCCUCCUGGUUCUGCUGGUCCACCUGGGGGUCCAGGAAUACCUGGUCAAGAUGGCCUAUCAGGACUGCCCGGGCCUAAGGGAGGCAUUGGUGGGAUGGGUGCUCCAGGACCUGCAGGUGCCCCUGGCAACCCUGGCAGACAAGGCUUUUCAGGACCAAAAGGAGAUGACGGUGUCCCAGGACGACCAGGAAGCUCAGGUUUCCCAGGAUCAAAGGGAGACAAAGGUGACCCAGGCAUUCCAGGCCCAGCUGGCCUAGGCCCACCUACAAGUCUACUUAAGGGACAAAAAGGAGAACCCGGAUCUCUAGGUUUUAGCGGACUACCAGGAGCAAAGGGUAUUCCCGGUAUCCUUGGAGAUCCUGGUCUCCCUGGGCAAGAUGGAAGGCCGGGUCUACCGGGACCUCCAGGCCUCAAAGGUGAUCCUGGUAUUCCAGGAACUCCAGGGUCUCCAGGAGCCCAAGGACUGAAGGGUAGCAUGGGGGAGAUGGGAUUACCAGGAGUUCCUGGAGUGAAAGGAAACUACGGCCAAACAGGCCAAUCUGGCCAGUCUGGUUCCCCAGGAACACCAGGGUUCCCGGGACCCAAAGGUGAUCCUGGCUCACCAGGAUUUGGAUUACCGGGAACUCCUGGGCCAAAGGGUGAACCAGGCCCUCCAGGAUUUCCUGGAACCCCUGGUCUGAAAGGCCAGCCUGGCCUUUCAGGAUCUUCAGGCUUGCCUGGUAGCCCUGGACCAAAGGGUGAUCCAGGACUCCCAGGAUUCCAAGGUGCACCUGGCAUUCCUGGCUUUAAAGGUUUGGAUGGUGCUCCAGGCGCUUCUGGUCCUAGUGGAGCAUCUGGUAGGCCAGGAGAUCCUGGACGACCUGGAUUAACUGGGCUCUCUGGUGAUAAAGGUCUUGCUGGACGUGAUGGUAUUCCAGGACCUCCGGGACAAAAGGGUGAACCAGGCACUCCAGGCCUUGGUGGCCCAGGCCCACCCGGUUUCCCCGGUUCACCAGGGACUAAAGGAGACCCUGGUUUUCCGGGUCCUGCCGGUAGUCCUGGAUUUCCUGGUCCAAAGGGUGAUGUCGGAUUUCCUGGGUUGCCUGGCCCAGUUGGUUCUGGAGGACCACCUGGGCCUCCAGGCCUGCCUGUGCAGGGACCUAAAGGUUUCCAAGGCCCACCUGGUGCCCCCGGAAGAGCUGGUCCUGCAGGUUCUCCUGGCCCUGAGGGUACCCGUGGACCUCCAGGUAGUGGAGGAGUAAAAGGUGAGAAGGGCAUGCCUGGACUCCCUGGGAUACCUGGUGCGCCAGGACUGAAAGGAGAUUACGGUCCCCCUGGCUUUUCGGGUACUCCAGGAAAUCCAGGACCUAGCGGCCUGAAAGGAGAUACUGGACCUCAAGGUGUUCCUGGAUUCCCAGGAGAUGACGGUGUCCCAGGACGACCAGGAAGCUCAGGUUUCCCAGGAUCAAAGGGAGACAAAGGUGACCCAGGCAUUCCAGGCCCAGCUGGCCUAGGCCCACCUACAAGUCUACUUAAGGGACAAAAAGGAGAACCCGGAUCUCUAGGUUUUAGCGGACUACCAGGAGCAAAGGGUAUUCCCGGUAUCCUUGGAGAUCCUGGUCUCCCUGGGCAAGAUGGAAGGCCGGGUCUACCGGGACCUCCAGGCCUCAAAGGUGAUCCUGGUAUUCCAGGAACUCCAGGGUCUCCAGGAGCCCAAGGACUGAAGGGUAGCAUGGGGGAGAUGGGAUUACCAGGAGUUCCUGGAGUGAAAGGAAACUACGGCCAAACAGGCCAAUCUGGCCAGUCUGGUUCCCCAGGAACACCAGGGUUCCCGGGACCCAAAGGUGAUCCUGGCUCACCAGGAUUUGGAUUACCGGGAACUCCUGGGCCAAAGGGUGAACCAGGCCCUCCAGGAUUUCCUGGAACCCCUGGUCUGAAAGGCCAGCCUGGCCUUUCAGGAUCUUCAGGCUUGCCUGGUAGCCCUGGACCAAAGGGUGAUCCAGGACUCCCAGGAUUCCAAGGUGCACCUGGCAUUCCUGGCUUUAAAGGUUUGGAUGGUGCUCCAGGCGCUUCUGGUCCUAGUGGAGCAUCUGGUAGGCCAGGAGAUCCUGGACGACCUGGAUUAACUGGGCUCUCUGGUGAUAAAGGUCUUGCUGGACGUGAUGGUAUUCCAGGACCUCCGGGACAAAAGGGUGAACCAGGCACUCCAGGCCUUGGUGGCCCAGGCCCACCCGGUUUCCCCGGUUCACCAGGGACUAAAGGAGACCCUGGUUUUCCGGGUCCUGCCGGUAGUCCUGGAUUUCCUGGUCCAAAGGGUGAUGUCGGAUUUCCUGGGUUGCCUGGCCCAGUUGGUUCUGGAGGACCACCUGGGCCUCCAGGCCUGCCUGUGCAGGGACCUAAAGGUUUCCAAGGCCCACCUGGUGCCCCCGGAAGAGCUGGUCCUGCAGGUUCUCCUGGCCCUGAGGGUACCCGUGGACCUCCAGGUAGUGGAGGAGUAAAAGGUGAGAAGGGCAUGCCUGGACUCCCUGGGAUACCUGGUGCGCCAGGACUGAAAGGAGAUUACGGUCCCCCUGGCUUUUCGGGUACUCCAGGAAAUCCAGGACCUAGCGGCCUGAAAGGAGAUACUGGACCUCAAGGUGUUCCUGGAUUCCCAGGACCUAAAGGACAGCCUGGCCUUCCUGGAUCUAAUGGCAACCCAGGAGAACGUGGUGGCACUGGAACACCAGGUUCUCCUGGUGAGCCAGGCUUUGCUCCAAACCCGAUUCUUUUGAAGGGGGAGCGUGGUCAAUCUGGACCACCUGGUAUCCCAGGCAGCAGAGGCCCAACAGGUCCCUUGGGAUUGCAGGGUCUUCCAGGUUCGCCCGGUGACCCCGGAGACCCAGGUCCAAUGGGACCUCCAGGAUUUACCGGCUCACCAGGAAGGAAGGGAGAUACAGGACCAGCUGGACAACCAGGUUCGCGUGGUUACCCCGGCCCUCCUGGUCCAGAAGGGAUUCAGGGCCCUCCAGGUAUCGCAGGAUCCUCGUCUGCCGCACACGGUUUUCUGAUCACGCGCCACAGUCAGACCACAGAGGUGCCAUCGUGUCCUGGAGAUACAAGACUCAUCUAUGACGGCUACUCUUUACUCUAUGUGCAAGGCAACGAGAGGGCGCACGGACAGGACCUGGGUACGGCUGGUAGUUGUCUACGUCGUUUCAGCACUAUGCCUUUCAUGUUCUGCGACAUUAACAAUGUCUGCAACUUUGCUUCCCGCAAUGACUACUCCUAUUGGCUGUCCACACCACAGCCCAUGCCCAUGAACAUGGCGCCUAUCACUGGAGAGAGCAUCAAACCUUUCAUCAGUCGGUGCUCUGUGUGCGAAACUCCAGCCAUGGUGAUUGCUAUACACAGCCAGACCAUUCAGGUGCCAUCCUGCCCGGACUACUGGGCCGUGCUCUGGAUCGGUUACUCCUUCAUGAUGCACACCAGUGCAGGUGCUGAGGGCUCAGGUCAGGCUCUUGCCUCUCCCGGUUCCUGUCUGGAGGAGUUCCGCUCGUCUCCGUUCAUCGAGUGCCACAGUCGAGGCACCUGCAAUUAUUACAGCAACUCGUACAGCUUCUGGCUGGCCACUGUGGAUGUGAAUGAAAUGUUCAGAAAGCCGCAGUCAGAGACACUGAAAGCUGGAAACUUGCAGACCCGUGUGAGCCGCUGUAUUGUGUGUAUGAAGAGGACGUAACGUAGUGACAUUUUUGCAGUCUGUUGUUAUUGUUGAGGAUCAGCCAUCACUUACAACGACUGCGGCCAUCAUGCUGAUUUCCAGUGAAGUUUCAUUGGUGCAGUAUCUUCACAUUUAACUCUAUGGUGCUACUGUGUGACACAGCAAAAGAAACUGAACAAAAUCAAUGAAUUUAUUAGUCUUUUUUAUUUUAAAGAAGUACCUCAAAAGAAAAAUGCAGAUCCAGCAAGGUGCCAUGGCAGUUGUGACAACAAUGUGCAUUAGAAUUAUUUUUUUUUCUCUAGAGAUUCUUUUCAUGUAAUAUUUUCCUACAAGAAUUUUGAUGUUGGUACACAAAUGGUACAUUUUUGGGGAGAAGCACUCUCUCGCUUUUUUCUAGUUUCUUUUCGAGUGGAAUUGUCUCCAUGUUACCAAAUCGGCACUUUAAUGGGACUGCUUUUUUAAGGCUAUAAUUUUUCCCCAAUCACUUUUUCUUCUUUAUUGGUGGUACUAACACUGCUGUAUCAGGACUUUUUUAGCAAUGUGUCAUUUGUCUCUUUUUGUAAGUAAUAAAAUAUGUAUAUUGUGUAAAACACCUUUUUAGCGUAAAAACUAAACGGUUCUUUGUUAGUAUGCUCACCACUCACUCCUUUAUUCACAUAUUAGUUCCACAUUAUUUUACACUGACAUUUGUACAAACAGUAUUUUAUAAAUAUAUAUAUUAAAAAGAAAGUAUAUAUCCAGAAACUUGAUUUGGCUGUAGGAGGGUAUUUUUUCAUUCAGUAGUUCUUCUUCAUAGCACAUAUGCGUAAAUUGAAUUGUUUUUACAGACCUCUCCUCUCUUCAGAUUUCAUUUAACCAGCAAGCACAUUUCUGUGAAAAUCAAUCAAAUACUAGUGUUAUGAAUUUGUAAACUUUUCAGUAGUUCUUAUGUGUUAUAUUAUGCCACAGUGUGGCCUGUCACUGCUUCAGAUUAGAUGAACCACUGUCUGUCAGCAAAUGUGAACAUAGACUACACUGUGGCAUAUUAUAUUAGUUACAUAAUAUAUACAUAGUUUUGUGUAUGCAUUGUGUAUCCAGAAAGUGUUAUCAACUUAAAUGACUGAAAUAAAAUAAACAAACUUUGUCUGUGAAUGGUGAACUUUUUUUAGAGUGGGAUUCUGGAUGUUUUGUUCUGGUUAGUUGCGAC